AUGUCUGCCUCCGUUGCUUCUCAGAACCCGUACGACCUCCUUGGAAACGACAUCGAGGAUCCCGAUGCUCCACCUCCACCUGCUCCAAGGCAGGUGAUCAAGAACACCACUACCUCUAAGAAAAGAGAUGAGAAGCCUGCCCCGGCUGUGGCUCCCGCGGUCAGUGGCUCCAGAGCUGGUGGCUACAAGAGAGGCCGUGGUGGAAACGACGGAGCAUUCCGUGAUCGUGAGGCUGGACGCCAGAACAAUCUCGCCAAGAACACUGAUGAGGACAACACCGCUCCCCAGGGCGGUGCCCGUGGACGUGGUGGACGUCGCCAGUAUGAUCGUCACAGCCAGACCGGUAGAGUUGACACCGAGAAGCAAGUAGGCCAGGGAUGGGGUGCCAACAAGGGCGAAAAGGAAUGGGAUGACGAGCUUGCUGGUGCUGAACUUGCCCAGAAGGAUGCUGCUGGUGCCGAUUCCGCCGACCCCAACGCUGUCCCCGCCUCCGAGGAUCCCGCCGCUGCCGAGGGUGGGGCUACUGCUGAGGUCCCUGAAGAGCCCGAAGAGGUUCACAAGACCUAUGACGAGUACCUUGCGGAGCUUGCUCAGCGUCAAGCCGACCUUGGCCCCCCUACCGAAGUUCGCCGUCCCAACGAGGGUGGUAACGACAAAAAGUGGGCUGCCGCGAAGGAGUUUUCUCGCGAGGAGGGUGCCUACUUCGUUGGCGAAUCCAGGGACAAGACAAGGAACCGGGAGCGCAAGACUAAGCAGAUUCUCGACAUCGAGCCUCGUUAUGUCGAGCCCAGGGAAGCCGGACGUGGUGGAGCUCGUGGUGGCCGUGGACGCGGUGGUGAUAGGGGCGGUCGUGGUCGUGGCGAUAGAGGCACCCGUGGUGACCGUGACGGUGACCGUCGCGGUGACUACCGUGGUGGAAAGAGCAGCACUGGAACCCCUAACCUUGACGAUACCAGUGCUUUCCCAAGCUUGGGAGCUUAG
This is a messenger RNA of Morchella importuna, 981 nucleotides long. RefSeq lists its product as uncharacterized. The record is from RefSeq and is a predicted model, not a curated record. NCBI's taxonomy places the organism in Eukaryota, Fungi, Ascomycota, Pezizomycetes, Pezizales, Morchellaceae. The transcript is spliced from 5 exons. Gene Ontology annotation, cellular component: cytoplasm; nucleus. Gene Ontology annotation, molecular function: RNA binding. The coding region runs from base 1 to 981 and encodes 326 amino acids.